Molecule: messenger RNA, 387 nt
Organism: Phaeodactylum tricornutum CCAP 1055/1
Lineage: Eukaryota; Bacillariophyta; Bacillariophyceae; Surirellales; Neidiaceae
Exons: 1
Biological process (GO): oxygen transport
Molecular function (GO): oxygen carrier activity; heme binding; oxygen binding
Source: RefSeq, a predicted model, not a curated record
UCAAUCUUUGAGCGCAUUGGGGGAGAAAAAGGAUUUCGAGGAUUGUCAGAAAUGUUUUACAAUUUCGUUUUUGAUGAUCGAGAGGCAACUUGGUUUCUAAAUAUUUUUUCAAGCAGCACACGCGCGGAAGCCAUUGAAAACCAGUACUUAUUUUUUGUCCAAACAUUCGGUGGUCCUGAUUUGUACAAACAAAAGAAAGGCAAAUACACUCGUCUCGUUGGCCGACACGCAAACUACAAUAUUGGGCCGCAAGCUGCUGAUCGGUGGGUAUAUCAUAUGAAACGGGCAUUGGACCAGAAUGAGCACCUAUCAAGUGAUGCCGAGACCAGAGAAAAGCUUCACAACUACUUUCUUUACAUGGCGCAUUAUAUUGUUAUUGCAGGCGAG